CGCGGGACUGGCUGGGGACCACGCCGUGUCUUCAUAAAGGGCAGUGGUCCCGCGGGAGCGCCCCACAAAGUGAUCCGACCGCCGUCGCCACCAGGUCCGAGCUGUUUCCGCGGACACCGCGAGAAGACCAGAGAUGCUUACCUGCUGGUGGUGUGUCACUGUCCUCGUGAUGAGCGUUUUGUACCGCGAGGGUCGGGGAUCGAGCUUCCCGCAGCUCCACGUGCAGAGGCAGCUGAGUGAGGUGAGGAGAAAUGCGGGUGCGGGUCAGGCGCCGGCACCGGGUUCGAGCUCGGAACAUAUAAUCAAGAACACGAUGGAGCUGCGGAACUGGAGCCAGAGCUACGAGCCGGGCAGCCAGCCGUGGACGGCGUGGUCUCUGAGGAGCCUUCCAGGAGCACCGGCAUUCAGGGGGUCGAGACCCACACCGGUGCCCCUCUCCGCCUGGGAUGCGACCCAAGCCCCGUCGUUUAAAAACGCCAGAAAGUUCUGGAAUGACUUCACGUUCAGAAGAAGAUCGGAUUUCCAGUCCAUUGUGGCUCUCAGAAAUAAAGAAGUUCAGCAGAAGACCUGCCACACCAUCCCCUUCCAGCAGCAGGUGGGUCACGAGGGCUGCGAGACGGUGGCUGUGAAGAACAAUCUGUGCUUCGGGCAGUGCGGCCCCGGGCACGCGCCCCGCUCCGGGGCCGGGGGCCCGCACGCGCUCUGCUCGUGCUGCGCCCCCAUGAAGGUCGCGCGCCGGACGGUGGAGCUCAAGUGCUCCGGCGACACGCGGGCCUCCAAGGUGGUCACCAUGGUGGAGGAGUGUCAGUGCGAGCUGCGCAGGGGGCGCCACUGUGUCCAUCACAGGGGACCGGUUCUGAUCGAUCCCAGUCUGCCGGAGAAACACUCUUAGCGCCCCGCCCUUCAGAUGCUGAAGAAGCCUUUUCAAGUGUUUUAUAGUGGCUUCCCUCUC
Scleropages formosus (Asian bonytongue) is the source of this 952-nucleotide messenger RNA. Its product is annotated as cerberus-like. NCBI's taxonomy places the organism in Eukaryota, Metazoa, Chordata, Actinopteri, Osteoglossiformes, Osteoglossidae. The record is from RefSeq and is a predicted model, not a curated record. The transcript has 2 exons. The coding region runs from base 134 to 892 and encodes 252 amino acids.